AUGCUGAAGGCCUCGUUAUCCCCAUUCCUAUCUCGCUGGUCGCUGUUGAAAGCAACACCGCGUAGAAAUUCAAGCUCUAUAAAGACUUUGCAGCAAGCUUUUCGUGACCCUUCUUCUCCGUAUCAUAUUCCUUUGGGAAGCAAAGGUCCUUCCCAUCCUGAUGAAAUUCCUUCAGAAACUCUCUCUGCAGCGGAACAAGGACGCGCAAAACUAACAGCGCAGGGAUUUGAUCCUACUAGCUUUUGGGAUCAGCCCAUCGUAUGGGGAGACCAUGAUGCGUUCCAACAUGUGAACAACGUUCGAUACGUCCGUUUCUUUGAGUCUGGUCGCAUGCAAUGGAUAAGUGCGAUUGGAAAUGCGCUGGGGGGACCAGACAAGGCGCAGAAGAUGCUUUCUGCUCAAGGCGUCUCCUUCAUUCUGAAGUCAAUUGAUGUCAAGUUUCGCCGUCCCGUCAGAUUCCCUGACACGCUGCUCAUCGCACACAAACCCGCGCCAUUCGUGUCCUCUUCUCCCUCUUCCAGAUCUUCAUUGUCACCUCCGCUUGAACGGACUCAGUUCCUUCUUCAUGCAACCGCGUACUCGUAUGCUCAGGGCAGCGCUGUUGCCGACUCGACAAGCGUGAUUACCUGGUACGACUACGAUAACCUGAGGAAAUGCGACCCCGGAGACGAGGCUUGGGCACCGAUUCUGGAGAGGAUGAAGUAA
Messenger RNA from Heterobasidion irregulare TC 32-1, 705 nucleotides. RefSeq lists its product as uncharacterized. The record is from RefSeq and is a predicted model, not a curated record. NCBI's taxonomy places the organism in Eukaryota, Fungi, Basidiomycota, Agaricomycetes, Russulales, Bondarzewiaceae. The coding region runs from base 1 to 705 and encodes 234 amino acids. Gene Ontology annotation, molecular function: fatty acyl-CoA hydrolase activity. The transcript has 5 exons.